AUGCCGCCUCAGAUCAAGCAGGACCUCAACCGCUCAGGAUGGGAGUCGACCGACUUCCCGUCCGUCUGCGAGACGUGUCUGCCUGAGAAUCCCUACGUCAAGAUGAUCAAGGAAGAUUACGGUGCGGAAUGCAAGUUGUGUACCAGACCCUUUACCGUCUUUGCAUGGAGCGCCACCCGCGCCCAUGGCCGUAAGAAGAGGACAAACAUCUGCCUGACCUGCGCGCGACUCAAGAACUGCUGCCAAUGCUGCAUGCUCGAUCUUUCGUUCGGUCUUCCAAUCGUCGUACGAGAUGCCGCCCUCAAAAUGGUCGCCCCGGGUCCGCAGUCCGAUAUCAACCGAGAAUACUUUGCCCAGAACAAUGAGAAGCUCAUCGAGGAGGGCAAGGCUGGAACAGAAGAGUACGAGAAGACGGACGAGAAGGCGCGCGAGCUGCUGCGCCGACUCGCCAACAGCAAACCCUACUUCCGAAAGGGCAAGACGAUUGAGGAUGCUGGUGAGGGUUCAAAGGGUGGAAACGCAGCUGUCGGCGCUGGCGUCGGCGGACCUGGACCGAUUCGAACACGAGAUACAAAGGCGGCCAUUGCCGCAGGAGCAAAGACUAGCAUUAAGGGUCGCCAGGUCUUCCCCAGCGCUGCCCAGCUGCCCCCGAGCCCGCGCGAUUGGCAGCCCCCUGCCGACAAGAACGUCAUGUCACUCUUCGUGACCGGUAUCGAAGACGACCUGCCCGAGUACAAGCUGCGGGACUUCUUCAAGGUCCAUGGAAAGAUCAAGAGCUUGGUGUGCUCGCAUAUGUCACAUUGCGCGUUUGUCAACUACGAGACUCGGGAGGCGGCAGAGAAGGCGGCGGAAGCCUGCCAGGGACGAGCCGUUGUUGCGGGAUGCCCACUAAGGGUACGAUGGGGACAGCCCAAGGCCAUUGGGACUAUGGACAAGGAGCAGAGAGCUCAGAUGUUGAAGGAUGCCAAGCAGCGCCAGGCGGGAGGUCAGGGCCAGCGGGCGAUCGAGGGUGGCAGAGGCGCUGGAACCAGGCCAGCCGCGUUGCCUGCACCAGUGGCAGCGCCCCCCGGAGCAUCUGAUACGCCCGCAUAUGCCUCUCUGACCGGAGACUAA
Molecule: messenger RNA, 1113 nt
Organism: Fusarium keratoplasticum
Lineage: Eukaryota; Fungi; Ascomycota; Sordariomycetes; Hypocreales; Nectriaceae
Product: Pre-mRNA-splicing factor slt-11
Exons: 2
Coding region: 1-1113 (370 amino acids)
Cellular component (GO): Prp19 complex; U2-type catalytic step 1 spliceosome; U2-type catalytic step 2 spliceosome
Molecular function (GO): U6 snRNA binding; pre-mRNA binding
Source: RefSeq, a predicted model, not a curated record